This is a messenger RNA of Episyrphus balteatus (marmalade hoverfly), 7667 nucleotides long. RefSeq names its product probable Rho GTPase-activating protein CG5521. Gene Ontology annotation, cellular component: cytoplasm; nucleus. Gene Ontology annotation, biological process: regulation of small GTPase mediated signal transduction; positive regulation of GTPase activity. Lineage: Eukaryota; Metazoa; Arthropoda; Insecta; Diptera; Syrphidae. The record is from RefSeq and is a predicted model, not a curated record. Bases 1008 to 6737 code for a protein of 1909 amino acids. Gene Ontology annotation, molecular function: GTPase activator activity. The transcript has 8 exons.
ACUGGUAUCUGAUUUAGGGAUCCAUGGUCCAAACAGUUCCUAUUUCGGUUAUAAACUAUGAUACUGUUAUACAAAAUGUAGUUUACGACACUGUUAUAAGGAUCUUGAAGUGGAGCCAAGUUUGUAUGUAUACGUUUGAGAAAAUUUGGUUGAUAGUUCAUGAAAUCGUAAGUGAAUCGCAUGGUGUAUGUGCUUUCUUUCGAUAUUGUUAUGGCGUUUUUAAUUGGCUAUCUGGAAGCAAAAAAAAACAAUCUGAAUGAGUUCAAUUGGGCAAAACUGACGGUUCGAAUACACAUCCCUUCAAGCAAACCAGUCCGAACUUGGUCGGAAUCCGCUCCGCCUCAAGCGGAGCUGAGUCCGACUUCGGCUCAGAAACGGGUCCGAAGGCGGCUCAAAUUAGUAUGGAAAUUAUAAUCACCGCGGAGCCGAUUUUAAAUGUAUUGGUUUUUUCACCACGAUUUCUCCUUCGACUUUGUGUUCGUACACAAAAAGUUGGAAGUGUGUGAGUGCAACCCCGUUUUUCUCGGUCAGAGGUCGGAGUGUCUUUUCUGAACUCCGUUUUCUUGCUUGAAGGGAUAUAUGUGACACAUAACAAACUCAACCAAUACAUUCACACCAAACCUCAUAUCCUUCGGAAUAACAAACUGUUCAAUUGCGAUUCCGAAUCGAAGAACAAUUCCGGAUUGCCAAUUAAAAACGCCAUUAUCGGCUCAACUGAAAUCGCUUACGAUAAUUAUAUCGUAUAUUCCAGUGUUCCAGUUGUUUUAUAUAUGUUAGAGAUCGUGAUAUUUUUUUAUCUAUAGUUUAAGCUAACUUCCAUCAAAACGCAGCUUACAUGUAAAGAUAAUAAACUUUCGAAACGUCAAAGCUACAACAGAUUGAUAUUUUUUUUUCUAUUUUAUAAACAAAGAUUUUGGGAAAUAACAUCAAAUUCGGAGCACAAAAGUUUACAAUGAAAAUUAAUUAUUAUUGAAUUGCAUUUAAACAAAAAAAAGUUAUAUGUUGAAAUGUUUACGAAAAAAACAUACGCAGACAUUAAAAAGUCGACACUCAAAAUUCAGGACUGCAAAAAAGAUUCCUUUACUCGCCUGAAGCAUUUAAAAACAAUAUUAGAAUUUGUUGAUGUUCGAGGAGCCAAAUCAUUAUUCGAAACAAAUUAUAGUCAUGUCUACUUUAUUUUUUACGAUACAUUUGUUCAAGCAGAAUUAAAUUUAAAGCAUAAAGAUCUUCCUUUUCAAAUUGCUCACAAGGCUCACCGAGAAGAACUUGAUGGUACACUAUGGCUACUGAGAAAAAUUCUUUGUCUCUUGCCGGAACUAUUAGCUCGAAGAUGGCAGUGCCACUCAUUAAGCAGAAUAAUGGCAAAACUUUUGCAUUUAGGCAACAGUCCCUGGCUUCGAAAAGAAGGCGUAAGGUAUUUUAUAUUGUGGUAUCAAGUAUUGGCUGAAAACGCUCCAACAUAUGUACACGAAAUGUUUGUCGAUCUAUUCCCUUGUGCAAUUUCUCCUCUUAAAGCUAUCAAUGAUAUACCUGAUGGGGAAUUCGACACUUCUGACGUAUUUAGUCAUCCCAACAUGAAAGUUGAAGUUGGAACUUCAGUUUUUCAUCAUAUGAUGCUUCAUCCCGUUCAAAGCUUGGAAGCAGUUCCUCUAUUUCCACCUUCAUCAAAUGAAAGAUUUGACCCUUUUGAUCCUAAAGAGGGAUUGGAUAUAUUUCUUAAUUGUAUGGUUCAAACCACGGGCUCCAUUAAAUGGCGGGACAAUUGUGCUCAAAAAUGCUGCAAAUCAUUUGCAUUUUUAUUAAAACGUUUUAAAGAAGUAUUUCUACCUGUAUUCUGUCCAGAUUUUGAUAGUACAAACUCAAUUUACGAUCUGAAACUAAAUCUUCCUACCAUGCGUGUACAUAAUAAAAAAGACGAAUCUAUGUCUGCGUGUGUUGUUGUACUAAUCAAUUGGAUAUCAAGAUUUGUUCAUGAAAAAACUGUAAGCAGCAAGGUAGAAAACAUUUAUCUCCAAUAUAUGGAUCAACCUCUUCUGAUAACCGAUCACAGAUGUAUUUCAUAUUUUCAAGAUAAAAUUGUACGUGAUGCCUUAUAUUCAACUCAAUGCAAUAUUAACUUUGUACAUGAAGUUCUAAGACAAGGAUUUCUUUUAAAUUUUACUACAAAAUCCCAAAUUGACGCAAUGCGAACUUCUGUUGCUAUCUAUAGAGACUGGAUGGCAUGUAAAAAUCCGCCUCCAUUUAUGUCAGAGCCAAAUGAAGGCGAUAGCAAUAGUACCAGUUGUAGCUCGAUGGAUUCAUCGUUACAAAAAUCAAAGUCACACUCGAGUGUUGGUGUUGUUGUUAGCCGGGAAACUAAUAAUAAUAUCCAGGCUGGCCUACAAAAUAUUAUACAAGUAUUUGUAACAAAUGCAGCAAAUGUAUUUUUAGUAAAUACAAGCAAUCUCAAUAUAGUAUUUCCUUCGUCUAAUAGAGAAUUUCAAUCAACCCCACUCAACGAACAGACAGAAAUAUGUAAAAAAGUUCUUAAUGUUUAUCGGACUAUGGUUAUGAACACAAGAAUGGAACCAAAAACAUGGGAACAAUUGUUACUAGUUUUGCUUCAAAUAACUUCGAUUGUUUUGAAUCAAAACUCAACUUCCUCCAGACCAGUGUUGGCAAACCGUUUGAGUCAGGCGAUACUGCAGACGCUUAUUGUUACAUGGAUUAGGGCACAUACAAAUGUACCUAUUAAUGUUCAACUGUGGGAACGAUUUUUAUCUGUUCUUACUUCCUUGACCUCUAAAGACGCACUAAUAAACGAAUGGGAAAAGACAAUGCAAACAUUAACACGCGUUCUUGGGCGAUAUGUUUACAAUUUAAAUUUACAAGAUUUGCCUCUGGACCGUUUGACAGACAGCAAAGGAAAACGACGUCGAAUAGUAAGUGUAUGGCAAAGCGAUUUAAAAGAUCGAAAUUCAAGAUCAUCACAUGUAUUAAAUGAUAGAAACGUAGAAACUGUAAAAGAACAACAAAAAAAAGAUGAAGAAUCAAAUUUUGAAUCUUCAAGCAGAAUUACCACAACAACUCCAAUUCUAAGUCGUUCUUAUAGUGAAGGAAGUCUUUUAUCAUCACGAAAAAAUGGCGAAGUACGUGCACCACACAAAAAGAGAAAUACCUUAGUCAAACCAUUAAGUUUUGACAAUUCGCUUAGUGCGCUGCUUGAUCAAACAAAUUUGAAUAGUAGUUUUGAGAAAAUCGAUUUCAGAACAGAAGACUCAAUAAAUAUACCUAGAGGCCCAAUGGUAAGACGAGCAAUGUCCUUAAACUCAUUUCAUUUAAAGAACAAUCUUAACGAAUCUCGAAGUCCAUCGCCAUCGGCAUCGAGUGGCAUAGAAGGCGGAUCUAUGAAAGAUUCUCCAAUGCAGAUCGAUGCUUUGGUCAAUGAUACAGCUGGUUUUGAAGACAACGCUUCGGUAACUUCAUCUGAACGCAGAUCGAUAAUUCUUGGCGGUUAUGCUAGUGGCUGGCUACCUGGCACAGCAGCUAUUAUGUGGAAGCGAAUGCUUUGUUCUUUGGGAGAUGUCAACUUGAUUUCUCGACCGGAGCUACAUGCUCAAGUUUUUAAGUAUCUGGUUGAAAUGACUAGAAAUUUGAUAAAAAUAAUGCAAAACCAAGGAGUUUCUGAAAAUAAUCUUAGCACACCAAGUCCACCAUCACUUGUCCCACCAAUUAGUAUUUCAAGUCCAUGGUGCUUUGGGGCACAACUUCUUGGUCCAGAAUAUAAAAAGGGUCAGCUUUCGUCGAUUAAGAUACUUUGUAUGUUAGCGAUACAUGGAUCAAUUCAUGGAAAAAAGCAUAUGUCAUUGUUUUACAAUUUACUACAUAAAGUUCUUACUGGCGAAGACCGUCAAGAGAUUGCUUGUUUAUUUAAAUGUCUGGAAGGCACACGUUUUUUGAGUCUUUUGCUUGCUGGACAUACGCUUCUGUUGCUUGAUAUUAUACAUGCGUCAGUUGUGCUUCUUACAUCAUGCGAUCCAAAUUGUGCCUCUCCUCGUGGUGAAGUAAUUGCUCUUCUAGGAUCUUUAUUGUGUUAUCCGUCAUCUGCAUUUCCGAAAUUGGUUCUUCAACCAUCGAUGCAGCAAAUAGAAAUGGUAGAGACUCCAGACCUCCAUGAUCACAUUCUUAAUAUUAUGCUACGAUGUGCACGUCGAGAGCCAUCAUCAAAAGGAAGGUGUAUAGCAUUUGCUCAGCUGGGACAAUGGAUAUAUUUAGAACUAAAUAAGCCAAAUUUAUUGAAACAAAAACUCGAGCAACCAAUAUCUCAGUCUUUCAAUCAAACUACUAGUGUUUCAAAAAAUUCCACACCUUUUAAUCCACGUAUAAAAGAAGUCAUUCAAGUACUUCUGCAAGCUAUGUAUUUCAAACAUGGAACUAUAGCAAUUGUAGCAGCUGGAUCACUAAAAAUAUGCAGUGAACAGAGUCGUGAGCUCUCUGAAAUCGAAAGCAUACCAGAACUUAUUAUUACUACAUUAUGUAAAGCUCUACAAGUGCAACAAAUUUCCAGUCCUCAGGAUUCAGAAAAAAUAGCUCUGUCCACGUUUAUGAUGUGUCUUGGAGAAUUUUGUAUGGCUUUUCCUGUGCAUUUUAUGCUUAAUCCAAUAAAUAAAAACAAUGGCACCUUGAUAAUAUCGGUUCUACGAGUUCUCUUUCUGAUUCAAUCAGGAGAACGAGAAAAUAAUUAUAAGCACAUUAUUUCCGAUAGUGAUUUUGAUGAAAACAUUAGCAUUGACGAUGUGCUUGUUGGUAAUGAAAGCAGCCAUCAAAAAACAGCAGGUUCAAUACGGAGGAAUAAAUUAUCAAUACAACUUUGUGCUAAAUCUGUGAUAAUGCACUUGGUAGUUCACUUGGGUCUAUUUCCACCAGCGAUUGGAGCAUCACGUUUAAGUUCUCUGGUAGAGGAACAAGACGAUGUAUACCUACCGGUGACUGACAUCUACGAAAGCGGAAACGAUUCUGGCUUUAUGGUUCCUCAAGGUAAUCAGCAUCAAAGAAUUCAAGUUUUCAUGCUGAAUUCUGGACUUAUUGCCAGUUUUAUAGAGCUGCCUGAUCUAAAAUCGCCUGCUGGUGUUUCUGGUUUGGCUACGGCUGAGAAACAAGUACGAGUAUUACUAAGAGAUCUUAAUGGAAAGUCAUGUUGGGAAGCUUCGGUACUUUAUAGCGAACCAAAAAAACAACAACAGAAUUCUAAUUACUUUCAUAAUUGUCUUCAAUCGAAUCAAAACAAAAUAUCUUCAACUGCUGAAUGCAAGCAUUUAUUUUAUUCAUUAACAGCAACUAAUACUGAAGUAUCCCGGCAUACAGUUCGACAUCGCUCGAGCAAUAAAUUACCUAUUGCUUCGGAUCUUGCUUCAGAUUUGGAUCAGUUGGGGGAUCUACUUCAAUAUGUUGGCUACAUGAGCCCAGAAUGCUUAGCCAGUUCUUCCACUCCACUAAACACACCUGGCAUAAGUCCAUUAGGAUGCCAUCUUGAAGCUCAAACAAUAUCAAUAUUACUCAAGCAGCGUUCAAUUGAACAAGAAUAUGAAGCAAACUUGCAUUACAUUGAAAAUGAAAAAGAUUAUGACUCGCCUCAAUUUUUAAAUGAACCAUCUGAAGAGUCUUCCGCGUGCAAUAAUAACGCAACAAACAUUUAUCAAUUCGAAUAUCCAUUCCAAUUAUAUCGUUUAUUAUUCAGUCAUUUGGGUUUAGUUGGAUGGGAGAGAAGAAGUCGUACCCAUUUACUACAGCUGAAUGAGAAAUUAAAACGAGAACUACGGAAUGUGGACAUGCAAAAGUGUAGAGAUACACAUAAAAUAGCUGUCGUUUAUGUUGCUAGUGGACAGGAAGAUAAAAAUAGUAUUCUUAAAAAUACAUACGGCAGUAGUGCUUAUGAAAGUUUUGUAUCGACACUGGGUUGGGAAAUCGACUUGGAAACUCAUAACGGUUUUUUGGGUGGACUACCUCGUCAAGGCUGCGGAGCUACAGCUCCAUAUUAUGCAACACCUUUCGUAGAAGUCAUAUACCAUGCAGCAACUCGAAUGCCAAGUGACACGACUGAAGCUCUACUAACAAAAACUCGGCAUUUGGGAAAUGACGAAGUUCAUAUUGUGUGGAGUGAACAUCAUCGGGAAUAUCGUCGUGACAUACUGCCUACAGAGUUUUGUGAUGUACUUAUUGUUGUCUAUCCACUGAAAAACUGCUUGUUUCGUGUUACUGUAAAUUGGAAACCAGAUGUACCCUGGUUUGGACCUUUGGCUAACGAAAGUAUAGUAAAUGGUUCUUGUUUAGCAAUAUUAGUUCGAGAAACUGCAAUAAACGCCAGUCGGUCUAAGCGAUCAUCGAUAUCAUUGUAUCAGCAAUAUUAUGAAGAACGAAAUCGGUCACUUGAAAAUUUAUCAGCGCUAUGCAAAGAAAAUUCAACGUUUGAAGAAUUUGUUAACAGAGUUUAUAAUACGAAUCCUUCCACAUUAUUAGGAGAAAAUGCUCCAGGAUCUGAUCACACUACAUCAUCUUUAAUUGAUAAACAUCGUGCUAAAGGCUGGGCCCAAACAACAGUUGAUUCAACCUCCAGAGACUCGACGCAAUAUUUUCUACCGGACGAUUCUUCGCCUAGAGUACCUAAAAAACUGCACUCAUUUAAAUCAUUAUCUAAAGAUACACCUCUUCAUCAAGCUAAUACACCUCCCGAGAGUCCAACUUUCAUUGGAGAAUAUUGAUCAGAUAUUGGUUUAUAUCAGUUUUAAAGCUUAUAUGUAUCUCUAUCAUCGAAAUGACAGUUGCAAUAUGCAUAGAAUCAUCAAACCAUUCUUCAAAAUUCUAGCAAAGUAUUUAAUUAUUUUUUCAGAAGUUAGGACUAAUUUCGCUUUUCAUAAUAUUAUUUUACACGGAAUAACCUUUUAUAAUUUAUUUAUAAGCAGUAAGUAUUAAUGUAUUCCAAAUAAUGUAUAAAAAAAUUAAUAAAAAAAAACAUAAUGUUAAAUCUAUUAAAAUUUGUUUUAAAAUUAUUUAACUUCCCAGCAAAACGUUGGUAUUUCCUUCCCAUUGAAAAACAUCAAUCUUCAAGUCUAAAUAGAGGAUUCUCUUAAGAACAUAAUAGAACUCAAUCAUCAAAGUUGUAUGUUAACGGUAUUCACAUUCGGCCUUAUCACGAAUUCCAUUCGUAUUGGAAAUAUUCUACGAUUCCCGAAAAAACAAUCACAAAAUCCGAUCUAAGUGACGAUUUGUAUGAAAUUUUCCAUUACGAACGGAUUCCGUGAUUGUUUUUUUCGUAACAAAUUUCCGAUACGAAUGGAAUUCGUGAUGAGGCCGAAUAUAUAAAAAUUACCAUCGGUAAACUUUCUUCAUAAGCUACUCCUUUUUCUAUUGUUUUUAUGAAAGAGCUUUCAGGAUUUGAAUUCCUUUAAGAUCAUAAUUUAAUUGAUCAUAAAUUCAGGGAUCGAAUUACGGCAUGCGUUCGUAAACGUACGGUCGCUAUGUGUCCCUAUCUUUUUCUACUAAUUAAAUAGAGACCGAAAUAGUCUAAACGUUAACGUAUGAUCGAAAUCGUCUGCCUUGAUUCGACCACUGAUUUUGAAUGAAAUUCUGUUAUAUUUAUGAGAUAAAAUUGAUUUUAUAGCAAUUAAAAAAUGUUUAUUGACCGUGAGUAA